ACACCGAACCAGCUCCCACUUUUUGGACUCCGCCCGUUAUCAGCCCUCACGCCUCCAGUCCGGCUGUGUCCUCCUCCCCGUGCUCCUCCUCUUCACUCUCUUAAGCCUUCGACGAAAGUUUGGUGCUUAGAAAUCUUUAUUUGAAUUUUAAAACCGAUUUAAGUUGAGGGGGAGCGUAUCAUGUGAGGGUGUGUACAGGCGGAAUGUCGGAUUCAUGCGGGAAGAUGGACGUCCGCUAGUAGCAAACGAUUCAUCAUCAGAGCUGCUGUUUUCCUGCUAGAAGUGAUCCUUGCUGUUGAGCCAUGGCUCGUGGCUGCAUCUGCUGUGUGAAGUACAUGCUCUUCCUCUUCAACCUGCUCUUCUGGCUGGGCGGCUGCGGAUUGUUGGGGGUCGGUUUGUGGCUUUCGGUGUCCCAGGGCAGCUUUGCCACCCUGUCACCCUCCUUUCCUUCGCUCUCUGCCGCCAACCUCAUCAUCACCCUUGGCACCGUUGUCAUGGUGACGGGUUUUCUGGGCUGUCUGGGCGCCAUCAAGGAGAACAAGUGCCUGCUGCUGAGUUUCUUCAUAGUGCUGUUGAUCAUCCUGUUGGCUGAACUCAUCCUCCUCAUCCUCUUCUUCGUCUACACAGACAAGGUGGGUGAAAACGCCAGACGGGACCUGAGAGAAGGUUUGCUUCUGUUCAACACCGACAACAACGCCGGCCUGAGGGAUGCGUGGAACGCCAUUCAGAGAGAUUGGAAGUGCUGUGGUGUGGUGAACCAGCACGACUGGCACACGGCCCUGCACGAGAACGUCCUUCCUGACAGCUGCUGCCAGCAGGUCCAUCCUGGCUGUGGACGAAACGCCUCCAGCACCUCCUGGACAAGAGGUUGUUAUGACAAAGUAGAGGAGUGGGUAGAUGAUAACAAACACCUGCUGGGAACUAUCGCUAUGUGUGUGUUAGUCAUGCAGCUCCUUGGUAUGGCAUUCUCCAUGACACUCUAUCAACAAAUCCACCGAGCAGGAAAGAAGUACAAAGCCUGAUAGACCUAACAUAGUCUCAGAGGAGAUUGGUGGGGAGCAUCUGCCAACUCUGGCAUGUUGGCUACUCCCUUCACAAUAAGAGUCUAAAGCUUGGUUUAUGCUUGACGCGUUCACUUUCCGCUUGGUGAUGCGGCUCGCGGAUGGAACGCGCUUCACAACUUGCAGCGUUUAUGGUUCAUGCGGCUCGUCUCUGCGGUGAGCCAAUAUUCUCCCAAACUGUAGGGGGCAGCAUGGAGCUCUACGGCAUGCAUCCAACACUACACCACAGUAAAAGUAGAAAUGACUGUUUACAACAUGGCAUUCCAGCAUUUUUAACAGCGUCCUCGUCUUUUCCGACAGUGCGAGCUAUUUCUCUCCAAGAAUUAUUAACAACAUGUUGAUCACGGUGAUCUCUGAGAGCUGAAUCAUACAAAUGUCUGUAUUUACCAACCUCUGCCAUACUAGUUCUUGCCGGUCCGCCAUGUUUUUCCGUGUUCGACCGUCCGCGUGGAUAGAAAAUUUCCUAGGUGCGCGGUGCGGAAAGUUUGGGCCGUUCGGAAGCGCGGUGGAGGGGCGUGGUUGUUAAAAUGACGCCAUUUUACCACGCAGACCUCGCGGACGCGUCAAGCCCAAACCAAGCGUAAGACACGUAAAGCCUAUAGAAUCCCCCGAACCCUGGGUAGUUUACUUUAAUCAACCCCCCCACAGAGGGGCACUGGUACAUCUUAUUAAACAUUUAAAUAUCCGUUAGCGAUGAUAACAAUAAUCUAUGCACUCUGUUACUGUUGUGAAUAGCUUUAGUUUUUUUUUACAAUAAGCCUCAAUUAGCAAAUGAUCUGAUGUCUAUAUGAGAACAAUUUAAUAGAUUUGGUUUAAAAUACUGUGGAAAGUUUAGAUACGUGUUGUAUUUUAACAUUUUUAAUAAAGUUUUCUCAAACAUGAAAA
Nothobranchius furzeri (turquoise killifish) is the source of this 1946-nucleotide messenger RNA. RefSeq names its product tetraspanin 9b (gene tspan9b). NCBI's taxonomy places the organism in Eukaryota, Metazoa, Chordata, Actinopteri, Cyprinodontiformes, Nothobranchiidae. Gene Ontology annotation, cellular component: plasma membrane. The record is from RefSeq and is a predicted model, not a curated record.